CUUCUCUUAAUUGGUCAUUGUGAGGGUAUUACGCUGGUAUUAAGUCGUUUUACUCUGAAAAUGUCGUUGUUUUACUCAGUACGCACUUUGGGUUAACUGAAGCUUGCCGACGUGGGAAAAGAAGAAAAAUCCCGUUUAAAUAGGAUUAGUUAAGUAAACUUUGUUCGGCGUUAUAUUCUUUCCGACUGGAAUAACAAACUAGCCCUUAACGUUAUCGUUUAUUUUUAAUGUCGAGUAUUUAAAUAAGAACUCGGGAAGAAAAUGACACGCUUAUGCUUAACUAAAGCCUUUCACUGUCUGUACGCCUAGUGAAGCACCGACUACUCGCCGAGGUUUAACGUUCAGCUGAAGGGUGCAGGAGGGCCAUAGGUGAGCAAUGGGUGAGAUCGAGGGCUCGUACCGUGCUCUGCCGACCCCCGGGACCCGUUUGGGCACCCAGACUAAUGCUGGCAUUAGUACCCUGGAGCAAGGCCAGAGCCUCAGUUCAAAGAGCCAAGGCAAGGGGCUGCCACUGCGGGUUCAAGGGCUGGAUGACGUACAGGAGUUUUACGACAUGGAGACGAAGGCGGAUGGCCAGGCUCUCCUGAAUGAGGUGUACCGGAGGCUCAAUCUCAUCGAGUCGGACUACUUUGGCCUGGAAUUUCAGAACGUGCACAUGAACUGGACAUGGUUGGAACCGUUGAAGCUCAUAGUGAAACAAGUAAGGAGGCCCAAGAACACGCUCUUCAGGCUCUCAGUGAAGUUCUUCCCCCCAGACCCUGGCCAGCUGCAGGAGGAGUUCACCAGGUACCUGUUUGCCCUGCAGAUGAAGAGGGACCUGAUUGAGGGCAGGCUUCACUGCUCUGAGAAUACCGCCGCCCUGCUGGCUUCUCACUUAUUGCAGUCGGAGAUGGGCGACUAUGACGACCUGGCCGACCGGGACUUCCUGAAGCUGAACAAGCUCUUGCCCAGUCAGGAUGUUCUUCAGGAGAAGAUCAUGGAGUUCCACCGUCGGCACUUAGGGCAGACUCCAGCUGACUCCGAUUUUCAAGUACUGGAGAUCGCCCGCAAGCUGGAGAUGUACGGCGUGCGGUUCCACCCUGCGGCGGACCGCGAGGGUACCAAGAUCAACCUGGCGGUGGCCCACAUGGGUCUGCAGGUCUUCCAGGGUAAUACAAAAAUCAACACCUUCAACUGGUCCAAGAUCCGCAAGCUGAGCUUCAAGAGGAAGAGAUUCCUGGUCAAGCUCCACCCAGAGGUCCAUGGUCCCCAUGAGGACACGCUGGAGUUCUUGAUGGCCAGUCGGGACCAGUGCAAGGUGUUCUGGAAGAACUGUGUCGAGCACCACACAUUCUUCCGCUUGUUUGACCAGCCAAAGCCCAAGUCCAAAGCCAUUCUCUUCAGCAGAGGUUCCUCUUUUAGAUACAGUGGGAGGACGCAGAAGCAGCUGGUGGAGUACGUCCGGGACAGCGGUGCAAAGAGGACCCCCUACCAAAGGAGGAACAGCAAGAGCCGCAUUUCGAGUCGCUCCGUGGCUUCUGAUGUGCCCAAACAGAGCCUGUCGUUCAACGAGAGUCUGAGGGUGCCGGCGACGCCCUCUUCAGCCACUGUGUCCUUCCACUCGCUCCGUACUGGAAGCCCCGCCCCCCACACGCCUCCAUUGGCCGGUCCGCCCAUCUCCCUGAAGGAGGAAACCUCCCAGGCUGCCACCAGCUCCCCGCCGCGCCCCGCGUUUCCAGGAGCUCCCCCCGACAGCCCGCAAGCCUCACCACCGUCCCUGGCUCCGGAGAGCCCCCUCUGCCUCUCCCCCUCCUUCCAGAUGUCCACCCUCAGCCUACCAGGGCAGGCUCCCUCCCCCCUGCAGAGCCCCAUCCUGAGUGAGGUGGGCAGUAUCCCGCUGGAGGAGGAGGAUGAUGAGGGGGUUAGGAGGAAGAGGUAUCCCACUGACAAGGCGUACUUUAUUGCCAAAGAGAUUCUGACCACAGAGAGGACCUAUCUGAAGGACCUGGAGGUCAUCACAGUGUGGUUCCGCAGUGCCGUCAUCAAGGAGGGCGCCAUGCCAGAAGGUCUCAUGACCCUCCUCUUUUCUAACAUCGACCCCAUCUACGAGUUCCACCGAGGGUUCCUCAAGGAGGUCGACCAGAGGCUGGCUCUCUGGGAGGGUCGAUCCAACGCCCAUGUUAAGGGAGACUACCAGCACAUCGGCGACGUAAUGCUGAAGAACAUGUGUGCUCUGAAGGAGUUCACCAGCUACCUGCAGAAGCACGACGAGGUGCUGACGGAGCUGGAGAAGGCCACCAAGCGCCUGAAGAAUCUGGAGACGGUCUACAAGGAGUUCGAGCUGCAGAAAGUGUGCUACCUGCCGCUCAAUACCUUCCUGCUGAAGCCCAUCCAGCGGCUGAUGCACUACAAACUGAUCCUGGAGCGUUUGUGCAAGCACUACACGCCGGAACACCGCGACUACGAGGACUGCAAGGGGGCCUUGAAGGAGGUGACUGGGAUGGCUGCCCAGCUGCAGAGCAGCCUCAUCCGGCUGGAGAACUUCCAGAAGCUCACGGAGCUGCAGAGGGACCUCAUUGGCAUGGAUAGUCUCAUCACUCCCGGCAGGGAGUUCAUCCGAGAGGGCUGUCUGUUCAAGCUCACCAAGAAGGGACUGCAGCAGAGGAUGUUCUUCUUGUUUUCAGACAUGCUCCUGUACACCAGCAAAGGGGUGACGGCCACAAACCAGUUCAAAGUGCACGGCCAGCUGGCCCUCCACGGCAUGAUCAUCAUACUGCUGGAUGUACCGGUUGAGGAGAGCGAGAACGAGUGGAACGUGCCCCACUGUUUCACCAUCUACUCCGUGCAGAGGACCAUCGUGGUGGCUGCUAGCUCUAAAGUGGAGAUGGGCAAGUGGAUCGAGGACCUGAACCAGGCAAUCGACCUGGCCAAGAUGUCCCAGGAGAAAUCGGGGCUUUUCCUGGAGUCGGGGCAGGGCGAUCGCUCAAACAGGUCCUCUGACGAGGUGUCCCUGGAGCAGGAGUCCGAGGACGAAACGCACUCAUCCCGUAGCUCGCUGGACAGGCAGACGCACCACCGCGCCAACACCACCAUGCAUGUGUGCUGGCACCGAAACACCAGCGUCUCCAUGUCUGACCACAGCCUCUCCGUGGAGAAUCAGCUCUCUGGAUACCUUCUCAGAAAGUUCAAGAACAGCAACGGCUGGCAGAAGCUGUGGGUGGUCUUUACGAACUUCUGCCUGUUCUUCUACAAGACACACCAGGAUGACUUCCCCUUGGCCAGUCUCCCCCUGCUGGGCUACACAGUCAGCACGCCGGGCGAGUUUGACGGCAUCCACAAGGAGUACGUCUUCAAGCUACAGUUCAAAUCCCACGUGUACUACUUCCGGGCAGAGAGCGAGUACACGUUUUCCAGGUGGAUGGAAGUGAUCAAGAGUGCAGCCAGUGCUCCGGGCAGGAUGAGUCUCCUCGUCCCCAAGGAUGCGCCUGAGAUCAAUGGCAACUGAGCACCUGGAUGCUCGGACUUCUUGGAGCUGCAGGGGUGGGUGGGGAAGCUUGUCCGUUUGUGAAUUAUUAUUAUUAUUAUUAUUUUUUUUUUAAUCCCCCACCCCCAAGUCACCUGAGAAACUCUGCUCUUGUUGCCACGGGGAUUGUCUCAGCGACUCUAAAGAACAGGAUAUGACUCUCAGGUGGAACCAUGAAAGGGCUCCUUUCGUUUGUGCCUUGUGAGCCUGCUCAACCU
Messenger RNA from Paramormyrops kingsleyae, 3720 nucleotides. It is a transcript of the gene farp2, whose product is annotated as FERM, RhoGEF and pleckstrin domain protein 2. Gene Ontology annotation, molecular function: guanyl-nucleotide exchange factor activity; cytoskeletal protein binding. The record is from RefSeq and is a predicted model, not a curated record. Gene Ontology annotation, cellular component: cytoskeleton. Lineage: Eukaryota; Metazoa; Chordata; Actinopteri; Osteoglossiformes; Mormyridae.